Misgurnus anguillicaudatus (oriental weatherfish) is the source of this 3157-nucleotide messenger RNA. The record is from RefSeq and is a predicted model, not a curated record. Lineage: Eukaryota; Metazoa; Chordata; Actinopteri; Cypriniformes; Cobitidae.
GAAAUAGCUGCUGAUGACAGUGCCAGCCCAGGCUGCUCAAGUGAUGCUGCUGCUGUUGCUAUAUGCAAGAAUACUUUAACAGAAGGUGAUGACAUAGCUGCUGAUGACAGUGCCAGCCCAGGCUGCUCAAGUGAUGCUGCUGCUGUUGCUAUAUGCAAGAAUACUUUUACAGGAGAUGAUGACCCAGCUCUCUGGCCAAAACAUCUUACUGACAACGAGUGCUGCUUACUAGUGCAGAGAGGCCCAGUUCAAAUCAAAGACAGAAAUUAUCCAAAAAAUCAUGAGGGGCGAAGAUUUUCUAACCACCACUUUUACCUGCAAAUGAAAAAUGGGGAAAAGAUAAAGAGGUCAUGGCUUGUGUACAGUGAAAAAAAUGACUCUGUUAUUUGCUUUUGUUGCCGCCUGUUUGGUAACCGAGAAAGGGACACUCUGCUAAGUGGGGAUGGUUUCAACAACUGGAAGAAUCUUUCAGCCCACUUGAGACAACAUGAGACAUCUGCUAAACACAUUGCAAACAUGGAUACUUGGCGCAAUCUUUUCCAGAAACUUCAAACAAACACAGCUAUAGAUCAGGUAAACCAAGAUCUAAUUGCUAUUGAAGUAAACCGCUGGAAAGAGAUUUUGAGAAGACUUGUUGCAAUUGUAAAUCAUCUGGCAGAGCACAAUCUUGCUUUCGUGGCCACUCAGACAGAUUGUUUGAGUCUGGUAAUGGAAAUUUCCUUGGACAAGUCCAAUUAAUGGCUCAGUUUGACCCAGUGAUGCGAGAGCAUUUGAGAAGAAUUCAAACAAAACAACAAAGUGACACCUAUUUAAGCAAGACAAUUCAAAAUGAACUAAUUUCCCUUGUAGCAAAAUGUACCACUGAUGCCAUUAUAGAGAGAGUAAAAGCAGCCAAAUAUUAUGCCGUUAUCAUGGACUGCACUCCAGAUCUCAGUCACAAUGAGCAGCUAUCAGUAGUGCUACGAAUAGUUAGUUGUGAGUUGUCAAAGGGUGUCUCCAUUCAUGAGCACUUCGUUGGAUUUCUUGAGGCACUUGACACAACAGGAAAAGGCCUAUGCGAGACAUUUUUAACCCAUUUAGAAACACUUGGAUUGGAUCUUUGCAACUGUCGAGGCCAAUCGUAUGAUAAUGGGAGCAACAUGCAGGGUAAAAAGCAUGGAGUGCAAAAGAGAUUGCUGGAAUUGAACGAAAAAGCAUUGUGUGUUCCUUGUGGGAGUCACACUUUGAAUCUUGUUGUUGGUGAUGCAGCUAAAUCUUCAGUUAUGUCCAUCAGCUUCUUUGGGCUGUUACAGCGGCUUUACACUCUCUUCAGCUCCUCAGUUAACCGUUGGACCAUUCUCAAAGAACAUCUGAAGAAUUUUACACUGAAGGCUUUGUCAACAACCAGAUGGGAGUGCAGAGUUGAAGCUGUUAAAGCUGUUCGCUACCAGCUGCCUGAAAUUGUCAAGGCAUUAACUGCUCUAAAGGAGUACGCCACAGAGAAACGAGAUGCUGAUGUUGUCUCUACAGCUGAAAGCAUAUGCAAGGAGCUGCAAAGAUGGCCUUUCAUGGUAAGUACCAUUGUGUGGUACAAUGUGUUGUUUCAAAUAAAUAAAGUAAGUAAGAUCCUCCAGAGCCCCAAAGUUUCAGUCGAGACUGUGAGGAAAGAAAUCAGGGCUGUAAAAGAAUUUCUUCAGGAUUUCCGAAAUGAGGGAUUGAAUUCUGCUAAAACUGAGGCCAGGGAGAUUGCAGAAAAGCUUGAGGUGGAGAUGAGCUGGCCUGAGGUGCGUCAGAGAAGGAAGGCUAAACAGUUUGAUUAUGAGGGAACAGAACAGACUCAGUCAACUGCAGAAGAGCUCUUUGAAAGACAGUUUUUUCUACCUCUGAUAGAUACGGCUCUUGUCACAGUAAAGGACAGGUUUUCCAAGAUGGAAAUAUUUUAUGAACUUUAUGGUUUUCUUUACUCACUUGACACAAUGAAAAGCACUGAGAAGGAAGGAAAGCUGGAUGAAUGCUGCCAAAGAUUAGAGCAGAAAAUGGAUGACAUUGAUGCACAAGACUUGCAGCUUGAGGUAAAGGGUGCAGUUAGGUCCUUUCCCACCCAUAUCUCAUCACCAUUGGAAAUGCUUGACCAUAUAUACAAAGAGAAUAUACUUGACAUAUAUCCAAAUUUAAGUAUAGCUUUAAGGCUGCUACUUACUCUUCCUGUGACAGUAGCUUCAAGUGAGAGAAGUUUCUCCUCACUGAAACUUAUUAAAACAUACCUCAGGACAACUAUGUCACAGGACAGGCUGUCUGCACUUGCUGUUAUCUCCAUCGAGCAAGAAGUCACAAAGGCCGUGGAUAUGGAAUCAAUGAUAGCAAGAUUUGCUGAGGCCAAAGCUCGUAAGGUCAGAUUUUAGACCUGAACUGUUCCCAGUCAUUCAAAAUAUGAUGUUCCAUAAUAGAAAACAAUUUCUGAAAGUCCUUGGAAAAAUCACGGAUCUGAGUACAUAGAAAUACAGCAGCCAGCAGCCCAACAAAUUGUUUAAAUUUUUCUUUAAAAAUGUUUUAUUAGUAAGAGAAAGCAAGAGAAACUCACUGUAUAUAAAAUGCAUUGAAGAAAGGGAAGAGAAGACAAAGAGAAAAAUCUGGUGUAAGGGAAGACAAACAAAAAUUAACAGAAGAGGGUGAAGAUGAAAGACAGACAAAGGUAAAAUACAAAAGGGAGAAGAGGGAAAGACUUAAUGAAGAAAGAACAGAGACAAAACUGAGAAGAUUAGUUGGACAGAUGCAAAGACAAGGAGGUAGAUAAAGAGAAGAUCAGAAACAGAAGAGGGAAAGAAGAGCAAGAGAUAGGCAGAGAAACGUAACACAAGACAUGUGAUCCUAAACAACUAGUCCAAUUUAGGCCCCAGCAAGCAGAUCUAUUCAGGAGAUUCUGUCAGAGAACCCGCUGAAAGACCAAGAUAUGAACAGUUGCAACAAAUGUGCAUAUAUCAUGUGUGAGGAGUGCUGAUGAAAAGUAACACAUGACAGAGGACAUCAUAAGACAUCGUAACGCAUCAUAACUGUAUGAGGACUGCUGAGAUAAAAAAUUACAAGUAGGUCUUAGAUAAGGAGUGACAAAAGGGUAGAAAAAGAGAUGCGGAGGGCCCAUGUUUGUUCUCGCCUUGGGCCCCAAAAUGGCUAAAUCCGC